AAAGUAUCAGAGUGAGGGAGAGGAGUUUCUGUGCCACGCAAGGCAGCACAACGCCGGCUACUAGGAAGGAGAGCGUUAUAUCAAUGAGUUACUAGUUUGUAACUUCCUCACAGUUAGUUUAUCACAGAUAGGAAGUUCUUCUCGCCGAUGUGGAUUACUCUAAGGUGACCCCCACCAGGACCCUUAAUUGGAUAUUAACGUGCGUGCUGAAAGCGAUGGUGGCUUACGAUGAACUGGGAACCUUGGUGCCUAUCAAACGGACUCUCCAGGUGAUAGACCUCCAGAACCAGGCCAACAAAGAACUAGAGGAGCCCAGCACCAAGCGGGUGCGUCCGCUCGGCAGGGUGACGUCGCUAGCCAACUUCAUCUCGCCCGUCAGGACCGGGGCGGUGCGACGCUUCGGACAGACCAUCCAGGCCUCAUUCCGGGGCGAUGGUAAGACUCCGGUCGCCGCCCAGAAGCCCUGCAGCAAGGCAGCGGCGCCCACGCCCCCCAAGCGGCGCAACAGCACCCUGUGGUCGGAGACGCUGGACGUGCACCAGAUGGGCGCCUUCUCCACCCAGGAGAUCAAGAGACAAGAGGCCAUAUUUGAGCUGUCACGCGGAGAGCAGGACCUGAUUGAAGACCUCCAGCUCGCACGCAAGGCGUACCACGACCCGAUGCUGAAGCUGUCCAUCAUGUGCGAGGAGGAGCUGACCCAGAUCUUCGGUAACCUGGACGCCUACAUCCCCCUGCACCAGGAGCUGCUGGCACGCCUCUCAGAGGCCACGGGCCCAGACGGCACCGUGGGCCAGGUCGGCCGCAUCGUGGUCAGCUGGCUGCCCAGGCUGAACGCCUACAGAGACUACUGCAGCAACCAGCUGGCGGCCAAGGCCCUGCUGGACCAGAAGAAGCAGGACCCGCGCGUGCAGGACUUCCUCCAGCGCUGCAUCGAGUCGCCCUUCAGCAGGAAGCUGGACCUCUGGAGCUUCCUGGACAUCCCGCGCUCGCGGCUGGUCAAGUACCCCCUCCUGCUGCGGGAGAUCCUGAGACACACCCCCGCCGGGCACCCGGACACCGGCAGCCUGGAGCAGGCGAUCACCAUCAUCCAGGGCGUCCUGUCCGACAUCAACACCAAGAAGGGCGAGUCCGAGUGCCGCUACUACAUCGACAAGCUGGACUACCUGGACGAGCGGCAGCGCGACCCCGUCAUCGACCAGUGCACCAGCCUGCUCUGCCACGGCGAGCUGCGCAACAAGAGCGGAACGAAGCUGCACGUGUUCCUGUUCACCGAGCUGCUGGUGCUGACGCGGCCCGUGAGCCGCGACGGGCGCCAGUGCUACCAGGUGUACCGGCAGCCCAUCCCCGUCCGGGACCUGGUGCUGGAGGACCUGCAGGACGGGGACGUCCGCAUGGGCGGCUCCUUCAGGGGCGCCUUCAGCAACGCAGACAAAGCCAAGAACAUCUUCCGGGUGCGCUUCCAGGAGCCGGGCGCGGGCCAGUCCCACACGCUGCAGGUCAACGACGUCUUCCACAAGCAGCAGUGGCUCAACUGCCUGCGCAGCGCCAUCUCCGUCCACCGCCCGCUGCCCGAGCCCGCCGCCGCCGCCCCCGCCACCGCCCCCGCCACCGCCGCCGCCGCCCCCUCCACCCCAAUCCCGGACGUCCGCUCCAAGCGCCGGCCCUCCUCCGCCUCCGCCAUCGUCCACAUGGAGGAGGUCGACGAGAACGCCGCCACCGCCGCCACCCCCCGCUCCCAGUCGGCGCCGUGCUCGCCCUGCGGCAGCGAGACCCCCACCCCGGGCCUCCCCUCCUCCUCCUCCUCCUCCCCCUCCUCCUCCUCCUCCGCCCCCUCCUCCCCCUCCUCCUCCGCCACCUCCUCCCCGUCCACGUCUCCGUCCUCCACCCUGUCCUCCUCCUCCACCUCCCCCCUGGCCUCCCCCACGCCGAGGAAAGGCAAGAAGGACAAGCGGUCUCUGUGCUCGUUAGGGAAGAGGAAGGAGACCAUGGUGUGAGACACCCCCCCUCCGUAGAGGAGGAGGACAACACAGGACCCCUGGACGCUUGGGUCACUCUAGGCCUGUACGUGGAAGCGUAGUGGGCACUUAAACCCCAAGGUGGAGGACUUCUGGCGGGCGGGCUCGAGGUUCGGGGCACCUGGCCACAUGCCGGGGACCACCCCCCCCCCCCACCCCCACCCCGUCCGUCCGUAUUUAUGUUUUGUGGCGGCGAGUGUGUUGGCACCGCAGUGUUGUGUGUCCACCUAGGCAGCUAUUGGAGAGACAGCCCCCCCACCGGGGCGGUCCUCUUCCUGGGUGUAGACCCCCAGGGUGCAGUAUUCAGAGGAGACCCCCUGAGGAGGGGUUGUUACAGGGGGGGGGGGGGGGGUGGGACUCCUACGGCGAGCUUCCCGCUUUGUUUACUGUUGUUUGUUAUUUAAGCAUUAUUUUUAUUUAGCGUCGCAGCGUCUCUUCUUCGAAGCGGAGGGAUGUCGGGGACUGAUUUAAUAUUAAUCUGUAUUUACUGUAGCUCUUUGUUGUUCGUCAGAGGCAGCACUGUCUGUUGAUUGUAGCCAAAGUUAUUUGAAACUUUCAGUGAUGAGGGAUGGGCGACAUGAGGACAAAUAUACCAAGCGAUCAGUUCUUUUUUUUUAUUACCAACACAUUAUUUUUUAUUUUGGUACAAAUGACAAAAAAUGAUUAUACGUUUUCUUGGUGAACAAGUCUUAUUUUUGUACAUUCCUUUUACAAACAGAUGUUAACAACCGGGCAAUUAUUUUUUAACUGCGUUCACUGCAGCCAGAGACAUUGUAAUAUAAAGAUAAUUCACCUUAUAACUGCGUUGCUACGAGAGUAGCCACCACGGCGGAAACGGUUCCAUGUUGGAGAACCGGAUUUGGGGGGAGAGGUUUAAAUGUACUUUAAAAACCAAACCCUACAACUUUAUAACCUGAACCAUGUUGGUUUACCAAGCGAACGGAUCCGGAGACGGAUCUGUUGCUGCCGGCUCGCUCGGGAGCAGAGCGAGAACGGAGCGAGAAACGGACUAAACGUUCCCGGAACGUUGGGAAAGAAGAAGAAAAAGAGAAGGUUUUCGGAAGAUUUGAGAGAGAUGGGAAUAGGAAAGAAACAGAGGAAGUUGGAAAAGUGUAGAAGGAAUUGUUGGCCGGUAACGGUCAGAGAGAGAUGUUUGGAUCGGUGACUCUGUGAUUCUGUGUGUCGCGACAACUUUGGAGACUUUCCAUCGUGUCGUAGCGCCAAGUGAUAUGGAUCAAUAGAUCUUGGCCCGCAGAGCACCGGUGAAACAUUGGGUUGGUUCAGAGGGAGACAGUAUGUUGGGGAAGGGAGAGGAUUAAGAGGAUUCUGGAUGUGAUGAGUUGAAUGUAAAGAACUGCAUAAAAAAAAAAACACAACAUGGGGGCGAGAGAGCCCGCAUGGAAGUGGUGUAAAUGAAUAAUUAAAGAACAAUAAAGAUCUGUGUAAGAUUUACAUCAAA
Gadus morhua (Atlantic cod) is the source of this 3474-nucleotide messenger RNA. It is a transcript of the gene net1, whose product is annotated as neuroepithelial cell transforming 1. The transcript has 9 exons. Bases 216 to 1994 code for a protein of 592 amino acids. NCBI's taxonomy places the organism in Eukaryota, Metazoa, Chordata, Actinopteri, Gadiformes, Gadidae. The record is from RefSeq and is a predicted model, not a curated record. Gene Ontology annotation, molecular function: guanyl-nucleotide exchange factor activity. Gene Ontology annotation, biological process: intracellular signal transduction; positive regulation of Rho protein signal transduction.